Syngnathus typhle (broad-nosed pipefish) is the source of this 6355-nucleotide messenger RNA. RefSeq names its product laminin, beta 2 (laminin S) (gene lamb2). Gene Ontology annotation, molecular function: extracellular matrix structural constituent. Lineage: Eukaryota; Metazoa; Chordata; Actinopteri; Syngnathiformes; Syngnathidae. Gene Ontology annotation, cellular component: laminin trimer. Gene Ontology annotation, biological process: substrate adhesion-dependent cell spreading; cell migration; basement membrane assembly. The coding region runs from base 201 to 5585 and encodes 1794 amino acids. The transcript is spliced from 35 exons. The record is from RefSeq and is a predicted model, not a curated record.
CCCUCUGCCUGCGCUCUGUUCCCUUCCAGUAGGACACCAACAAGGGUUUUCCACACGCAGGAGCGCCGAGCUUUCGCUCCGACCGUAGCAAAGACACGCAAGCCCCCCUUGUCGUGUCCCGCAGCUUCUCAGCAAGUGGACCCAAAGGACGAGCGGUGGGUUCGGACACCGAGACUGGAGAGUACAUCUGAGCGGAACCAAUGCGGUUGUCCGUGUGUGGCUGCGAGAUGCGAGCGUCGCUGUUGGUGCUGGUGUGCGUCUUAACUGCAGCCACCGGCCAGGAGCCUGACCACAACCACGGCUGUGCCCAUGGCAGCUGUUACCCGGCAACAGGGGACCUACUGGUCGGACGAGAGAAGAACCUGAAGGCCUCGUCCACGUGCGGCAUGAGGAGAAAGGAGCCCUACUGCAUCGUCAGUCACCUGCAGGAGGAGAAGAAAUGUUUCGACUGUGACUCUCGGAGGCCUUACGACCCUGUCUACAACAUUAUCAAUCACCGCAUAGAGAACGUAAUCACCACCUUUAAGCCUCACCGCAAGAAAUCAUGGUGGCAGUCAGAAAAUGGAAAGUCAAAUGUGUACCUCCAACUGGACUUGGAGGCAGAGUUUCAUUUCACUCACCUCAUUAUGACUUUCAAGACAUUCCGUCCAGCAGCCAUGCUGAUUGAGAGAUCGGCUGAUUUUGGUCGCACAUGGAAGAUCUACCGUUACUUUUCCCAUGACUGUGCCGCCAACUUCCCUGGUGUAACCCAGGGUCCUCUGCACACCAUCAACGAUGUCAUCUGCGAAUCACGUUAUUCCGACAUAGAGCCGUCCACAGAGGGAGAGGUCAUCUACAGAGUGUUGGAUCCAGCCAUCAGGAUUGAAGAUCCAUACAGCCCAAACAUCCAGAACCAACUGAAAAUCACCAACUUGAGGGUAAACUUCACUAAACUUCACACGCUGGGCGACAACCUGCUGGAUCCCAGACCUGAAAUCAAAGAAAAGUAUUACUACGCCAUCUAUGAGCUGGUUGUGCGUGGAAACUGCUUUUGCUACGGCCACGCCUCUGAGUGUGCCCCAAUCGAUGGCGUCAGGGAUGCUAUAGAAGGAAUGGUUCAUGGCAGGUGUGUGUGUAACCACAACACCAAAGGUUUGAACUGUGAGCGCUGUGAGGACUUCUACAACGACAUGCCGUGGAGACCCGCGGAGGGCCGCAACACCCACUCAUGCAAAAAGUGCAAUUGCAAUAGCCACUCAUCAGUGUGCCAUUUUGACAUGGCCGUGUAUUUGGCCACGGGCAACGUCAGCGGUGGUGUGUGCGAUGACUGCCAGCACAACACGAUGGGCCGAAACUGUGAAUUGUGCAAGCCUUUCUACUACAAAGAACCCCUCAGGGACAUCCGGGAUCCCCGGGUCUGCAUAGCUUGUGACUGCGAUCCAGAAGGUUCAGAGAACGGAGGGAUGUGCGACAGUCACACAGCGCCAACGUUAGGCAUGGUGGCUGGUCAGUGUCGCUGCAAAGCGAAUGUGGAGGGCCAACGCUGUGACAAGUGUAGGACCGGCUACUUUGGCCUAAGUGCCGAUAACCCUCAGGGCUGCCAGCCUUGCCGGUGUGACCACAGGGGAACAGUGGCAGGCAGCACCCAAUGCGACCCAGUCAGUGGCGACUGCUUCUGCAAGCGUCUUGUAACUGGACGAAGCUGUGACCAAUGUCUGCCAGAACACUGGGGCCUGAGUCUCGACCUGAAUGGUUGCCGAGGCUGCGAAUGUGACAUCGGAGCUGCUCUGGAUAACGACUGCUCCAUCGACAGUGGUCAGUGUCGCUGCCGCAGUCACAUGACAGGACGCCAGUGUACACAGGUGGAGUCUGCUUAUUUCUUCAUGGCUCUGGAUCACCUCUUGUAUGAAGCCGAGUUGGCCAAAAUGGGUCAGGGCUGCACACUGGCGACCCGAGAACACGAGCUGGGUCGUCCGGCCACAUGGACGGGUCUUGGGUUUGCCCGCGUACCUGAGGGUGGCACGCUUGAGUUCAUCAUCAGCAACAUCCCUUACUCCAUGGAGUACGACCUGCUCAUCCGCUAUGAGACACAGAUGCCCCGGGACUGGGAAGAGGUACGAAUAACAGUAAUCCGUCCGGGCCCGAUUCCAACGAGCAGCCCUUGUGGAAACACAAUCCCAGAUGAUGACAAACAUGUCGUCGCCCUGCCGGCUGGAGCCAGAUUCAUGGUCCCUCCGCAGCCCGUGUGUCUGGAGAAAGGUGUGACAUACACCAUCCGCUUUGAGUUCCGACGCUAUCAGGACGCCAACGUCGUCCUCAACGGAGCGGCCAAUGCUGUCCUCCUCAUGGACUCUAUUGCUUUGAUGCCUCGUCACUCUUCCAUGGAGCUCUUCAAUGCCGGGGACCUAGCCUCUAGCAACAGGAAGCAGACCUACGAGCGGUACCGCUGCCACGAGGGGGCGAAGAGCGUGAUCCACCCAUCAAUGAGUGAUACCUGUGCCAAGCUGAUCACAAGCAUGUCGGCUGUUAUUAACGACGGGGCUUUGCCUUGUAACUGCGACGCCCAGGGAUCCAUCAGCUCCGUGUGCGAUGUCCGCGGAGGUCAGUGUCGCUGCAGGCCCAACGUGAUUGGUCGACGGUGCGAACAGUGUGCUCCCGGAACUUAUGGCUUUGGACCCUCGGGCUGCGUUGCCUGUGGUUGCAGCGUGGAGGGUUCCGUCACUCGGCUGUGUGACAAAUACACCGGGCUGUGCCAGUGCCGGCCCGGAGCGUUUGGCCAGCAGUGCGACAGAUGCCAGGCAGGUCACUGGGGCUUUCCCAAUUGUCGCCCCUGCCAGUGCAACAGCCAUGCCGAUGAGUGUGACCAGAGGAGCGGUGCAUGCAUUAACUGCAGAGACAACACUGGAGGAGACAAGUGCGACAGGUGUGCCAAUGGUUACUACGGCAACCCAAUUGUGGGCAUAGCAGCUGGCAGCUGGUGUCGCCCAUGUCCCUGUCCGGACAGUCCCGCCAGUGGACGCCAUUUUGCAGCAUCCUGUUACCAAGACAACCGUAACCAGCAAAUUGUCUGCAACUGUAACCAGGGAUACACAGGUACUCGAUGUGAGGAAUGUGCUCCAGGUUACUAUGGCAACCCCUCUCAGCCGGGGGGAAGUUGCCAGCCGUGCCUGUGCAACAACAACAUCGACAUAUCUGACAUUGAUGCGUGUGACCGGCGAGUCGGCGAGUGCAGGAAAUGUCUUUACAACACUGAGGGGCCCAACUGCGGCAUCUGCAAAAGUGGCUAUUUUGGAGACGCAUCAAGACGAAAUUGCAGGAAGUGUGUAUGUAACUUCCUUGGCACGGAGCGCAGCCAGUGUAUGGAGCGCGAAGACUGCGUGUGUGAGCGGGCAACGGGCCAAUGCCAAUGUCUACCUAAUGUAAUCGGUCAGACGUGUGACCACUGCUCCCCCGGACACUGGAACCUCGCUAGUGGCAAAGGCUGUGAACCCUGCGGUUGUGACCCCCACAACUCAGUCACCUCAUCAUGUAACGAGUUUAGUGGACAAUGUCACUGUCGCGAUGGGUUUGGUGGGAAGACCUGCACAGACUGUCAGGAGAACUACUGGGGAGACCCUCGGACUCAGUGCAGAGCUUGUGACUGCGACUGGCGAGGCAUUGAGACGUCUCAGUGCAACAGAGUCACAGGUCACUGUGUAUGCCAGCAAGGGGUGUCGGGUGUCCGCUGUGAUCAGUGUGCCCGAGGUUUCUCUGGCAUCUUCCCCAACUGCCAGCCCUGCCAUCAAUGCUUUGGGGACUGGGACCGUAUUGUCCAGGACUUGGCGGUGCGUACCAAGACUUUGGCAGAGCGCGCCCAUGAGAUUCAGACCACUGGGCUUACCGGGCCAUAUGAGAAGGCUUUUAGGGACCUUGAAGAGAAACUGGCCCAAGCUCGAAUUAUCGUCAACUCACGCAAUGCCACUGCUGCUGCCAUUACCACUUUGAUGGAACUUAUUGAACAGCUUAGAUCUCUGAUCAGUGAGACCACUGACACACUGAACCGUCUGGAGGGAGAUUUAACUCUUGUCCAGGACAGCAGCUCGGAGGCCAGCAAGGAGCUGAGUGCUUUGGAGCGGGAGGCCAGAGAACUGAACUUCACUUCAGAGCAGCUCCAUCACCAGCUCGAUAUCAUUAAAAACUCCAAUUUCCUGGGCGCCUACGACAGCAUCCGUACCUCCUACAACAAGUCUUUUGAUGCUGAGCGCCGCGCUAACCAAUCAACAGUGAACAGGCCCAGCACAGUCAGCCAGUCGGCCGACACCCGCCGUCGCACCGAACGUCUCAUCUCUGCUAAGAAGGACGACUUCAACCGCAAAAAUGCUGCCAACAAACGCUCGCUUUCAGAACUCAAGACCAAAGUCCAGAAUCUGGACAUGCAGAAGAUCAAUGAGAAGGUUUGUGGUACAACAGACAAUGCUCCCUGUGCGGAAAGCCCCUGUGGAGGUGCAGGUUGCCGGGACGACGAGGGGAACCGUCACUGUGGAGGCCUAAGUUGCAACGGUGCUGUAGCAGCCGCUGACAAUGCUUUGGAAAGAGCCAAGCAUGCUGAGAAGCAACUCAACAAAGCCAUGGGAGAAGUUGAGGGACUUGUUAUCAAGGUGGCGGAAGCUAAGACUAAGGCAGAGGAGGCCAAGGGUAAAGCCCAAGCGGCUCUCGACAAAGCCAAAGCCACCAAGGACCAAGUGGAGCGCUCCAACAAGGACCUGCGAGACCUCAUCAAACAAAUCAGGGACUUCCUCAUGCACGAAGGGGCAGACCCUGACCAUAUUGAGGUGGUGGCCAAUCGCGUGCUAGAGCUCUCCAUCCCCGCUUCCCCUCUCCAGAUCAAACAGCUUGCGGACGAAAUUAAAGAACGCGUGCGCAGCCUGUCCAACGUAGAUGCUAUCCUGGCGCAGACCCAGGACGAUGUCAGAAAGGCAGAAAAACUACUGCUGGAUGCCAAGAGGGCAAGGCAUCACGCUGAAGGUGUGAAGACCACCGUGGAGACAGUGAAGCAGGCCUUGGUGGAUGCGAAGACUGCUCAGACAUCUGCAGAGAAGGCCAUCGCCAAAGCCAGAGCCGACAUUGACGAAACAGAGACUCGCCUGGCGCAGAUAGAAUCGGAGACGUCGAACAGUGAGCGGCAACUAAGCGAAGCCGUGCACCGUCUGGGCACGCUGGGCCGGGAGAUCAGUGUGCUGAAGACCAAACGCGCUAACAACAGCAUGGCAGCAGCCCGGGCUGAAGAGACUGCCACCAUGGCACGAGACAAAGCAAAUGAAGCCAAACAGAUUUUAGAUGGACAGCUUACCGAUAAGUACCAUGAGGUGAAGCAGCGUGUUGGUACUAAGGCCAAAGCUGUUCAAGAUGCCAAGGCGAAGGCAGAGAGCCUUAGGGAUGAGGCCAAAAAACUACUGCAGGACGCCGAGAACAAGUUGAAGAGACUAGCAGAGCUAGAGAAAAACUACGAGGAGAAUGAGAGAAGGUUGAAAGGCAAAGCUGAUCAGUUGGAUGGCUUAGAAGACAAAAUGAAAGCCAUCCUCAAUGACAUCAACAAACAGAUCCAAAUUUAUAACACGUGCCAGUAGUACGAGCUACCUUUUCUGGUUUGACUUACUAUUCUGCACUCUGCGUGUCAGGUGGAUCAUACCCAAAAAGCUGAACGUGUGGAAGUUGUGUUGAUUUUCAGUGUUUAAAAAACAAUCUGGAAUUGUAUGCUUGUAAAUGUGUGUACUGAAUAUUAAAAAUGUGUGUAUAAUUUAAAUUACAAAUGUCGAGUCCAAAGAUAAGGAAUAAAAUAAUGUGACAUUUACUACUGAGUAUAAUUUAAAUUAACUUUUUAAAGGCAGCAGGUUGACUAAAUUGGAAAUUUAGGAUAUUUACUCAACAAAUCUCACCGACAAAAACAAAACUGCUGGGUGGAUUGCUUUUGAGUUAAUUAAAUGAAAGCCCUCAAGCCACUUUUUUUUUAUCAUAUGAAAAGCAAGCCAAUGGGGAAAGCCAAUGAGUGUCGUAAUCAAAACUCGUAAGAUUAAGGGUGAUAUUGAGAACUGGUGACUUAAAUUUACAGUAUGACACUUGCCAGUGUUCCAUUGCAUUGAACAUAACAUAUUUUACCAGGCAUAUUAUAUUGUCAUAUUCCAUUUUAUUGAUAGUUUCAGUUUUACAGCACAUAAGUAAUUGUACAAAAAUAUAGAUUUUAUAAGAAUAGAUUUGUCAAAUAAAUUUUGCAUAACAUACAACUUCAUUCUCUUAAAUGUAUUAUGUACCAAAGAUGAGAGCAAAAAUGCCAAAGUAAUAAUGUACUACUGUAUUUCAGUGCCUUGACGUUGUGAAUAAAGGUUGGAAGUCUGUAUAA